Penicillium robsamsonii is the source of this 609-nucleotide messenger RNA. RefSeq names its product nascent polypeptide-associated complex subunit alpha. Gene Ontology annotation, cellular component: nascent polypeptide-associated complex; cytoplasm. The transcript is spliced from 3 exons. Bases 1 to 609 code for a protein of 202 amino acids. Lineage: Eukaryota; Fungi; Ascomycota; Eurotiomycetes; Eurotiales; Aspergillaceae. The record is from RefSeq and is a predicted model, not a curated record. Gene Ontology annotation, biological process: protein targeting to membrane.
AUGGCUGAUCCCCGCGUUGAAGAAAUCCACGAUGACGAGGUCUCCAAGACCGUCGAGGAGAGCUCCUCUGAGUCUGGCUCCGAGGCUGGCGAUGAGCCCAACAUUCCCGCCGGUGCCUCCGUCGCUGUCCACUCCCGUGGUGAGAAGAAGGCCCGCAAGGCCAUUGGCAAGCUCGGCUUGAAGCUCGUCCCUGGCAUCACCCGUGUCACUCUCCGCCGCCCCAAGAACAUCCUCUUCGUUGUCAACCAGCCCGAGGUUUACCGUUCCCCCAACAGCAACUGCUGGAUCAUCUUCGGUGAGGCCAAGAUUGAGGACCUGAACUCUCAGGCCCAGGCUUCCGCCGCUCAGCAGCUCGCUGCCUCCGAGGCCGCUGGCGACCACGCCGGUCACGACCACGAGGAGAUUCUCGGCAAGGCCAAGGCCCCCGAGACCGAGGAUAAGAAGGAGGAUGAGGAGGAUGAUGGUGAGGAGGUUGAUGAGUCCAACCUUGAGUCCAAGGAUAUCGAGCUCGUCAUGGCACAAGCAAACGUCUCCCGCAAGAAGGCCGUCAAGGCUCUCCGGGAGAACGACAACGAUAUCGUUAACUCCAUCAUGGCCCUCAGCAUAUAA